Messenger RNA from Myotis myotis, 1274 nucleotides. It is a transcript of the gene NXNL2, whose product is annotated as nucleoredoxin like 2. Gene Ontology annotation, biological process: sensory perception; photoreceptor cell maintenance. The transcript is spliced from 2 exons. Lineage: Eukaryota; Metazoa; Chordata; Mammalia; Chiroptera; Vespertilionidae. Bases 298 to 768 code for a protein of 156 amino acids. The record is from RefSeq and is a predicted model, not a curated record.
GGAGGAGAGAGGGGCGCGGGGUGGGCGCGGCGGGGAGAGCGCUAGGGCUUAGCGGGCCGCUCGCUGCCGGAGGCGCGGCGCGGAGCUGCUGCGGUGGCCGCGGGAGCCGCAGGCGUCUGCAUUUCCCCGCCUCCUCCCCCGUGCGGACGCUGCUGCCCAGUCGCCGCCCGAGGCCGGUGUUGAUGCCCGGGAGGGUCUUGCGCCGUCACCGCGCGGAGCGGGGAGAAAAGAGGCGACCACCCGCCGCAAGCGACCGUCCCCGUGCGCGCCGCGCCGCCCGCGCCCUCCGCGCCAGCCAUGGUGGACGUGCUGGGCGGGCGGCGCCUGCUGGCCCCCGGCGGCGCCUGGGUGGAGGCCGAGGCGGCGCUGCAGAACAAGGUGGUGGCGCUGUACUUCGCGUCGGGCCGCUGCGCGCCCAGCCGCGACUUCACGCCGCUGCUCUGCGACUUCUACGCGGAGCUGGUGGAGCAGGCGCGCCCGCCCGCGCCCCUGGCCGUGGUCCUCGUGUCCACCGACGGCAGCGCCCCGGAGAUGGAAGGGUUCCUGCGGCAGCUGCCCGGCGCCUGGCUGGCGCUCCCCUUCCACGACCCCUACCGGCAUGAGCUGAGGACCAGGUACCGCGUCACAGCCACCCCCAAGCUUGUGAUCCUGAAGCCCAGUGGGGAGGUCAUCACCGACAAAGGGCGCAAGCAGAUCCGGGAGCGGGGCCCGGCCUGCUUCCAAAGCUGGGUGGAGGCCGCCCCCGUCUUUCAGAACUUCUCCGGGUGAAGCCGGGACCUGGGCAGGAGUGGGCCCGGUGCUGCGGCCAGCACUUGGGGAGAAGGGGGUGGGGUGCCAGCGGCGCCGGCCCUCCCCGCGCUGCAGGAGGCGGUGUGUCCUGGCUCUCCCUGCGCGGCUCUGCCUGCUCCAGCUCCCCCAGGAGGAGGACUGCGCCUGUGCCCCGAAGGGUGCUUUUCUUUGCGAUGUUCUCUUCUGUUUUUGUGCUCACAUUUAUUUUUAAUGAAUAACAGCAUCAUCGUAUCCUAGAAAGUAGUGACAAUGCCGAGGCUGUGUAGUCCCGUCAGGACCAAACCUCGCCGGCUCCGGCUCCGAAAGGACGCCGAGCCCCGCGGGUCUGAAGCGCAGGAGGCGCCUGGCUGGGAGCAGUGGGUUCGAGCCUCCGCUGGGCUCGGCUCAGAGCACAUACAAGAAGCGACCCAUGGGUGCGGAAGUAAGGGGAGCAAUCUCUCUCUCUCUCUCUCUCUCUCUCUCUCUCUCUCUCUCUCUCUCUCUCU